AUGGAAGGCCGCGGUUUGACUCUGCGGAGCAAGUCUCGUCGUCAGCGUCCCCAGAUCAGCGCACCCAAACCCAUCUCCGGCCCCUUGCCCGCCAACACCAGAGCCCCCGAUGCUGGUCAGGCUGCCAUCCCCACCAACCGUGAAAGAGCUCCCCAGAGCGAUGCCACCUCCGACCUCGUGAAGCGGCGGUACUCUACCCGAUUCAAUGCAGCUCCCGAUUUCGAUGCCAACGCGCCUCCGAUCCCAGCCCUGCCGCCACCCGUGCCAGGCGGCGGGUAUGGUGGGCUGGUUGCCCCGUCGGCCAUCUCGCGACAGCCAUCCCCAGCAGACGGUGCUUCCCCUGUGCCCAAGGUGGAUCUGAACGCCUUGCGGGAUCCGAGUCUCCCUGUCGAACGAUAUGUGGCCGGCCUCCUGGCCAACGCGUCCGAGGAAGAGAUCCAGAAAUACCAGGAAAGCCUCCGCAAAGUCAAGAACCGAACAUCCACCGAUCUACAGCAGAAUGUCUACCAGAAUCGCACUCAGUUUAUCAAAAUCAGUCGCGAGGCCGAGAAACUCAAGGACGAGAUGCGCACCCUCCGUACCCUCAUGUCCGAGCUCACAACGGCUCUCGGACAAACGUCUGUGGGCAACACUCCGAACCCCAUGUCGCCGACCGAUGACCACUUCCCCAAACGCCAUUCGAACCGUAGCUCGGUCGCAAAUCUCGAAAGCAUGUGGAGCGUUCAAUUGCAGACGCUGUGGAAGACAGUCGAAGGAUCCCAGAAGUUUUUACCGGCGGUUCCGGGACGACACAUCGUGCUAGAAACCGGUCAUUGGGCGGAGCUGGACUCGGCCACCUGGAAGCCCAAGCGGCCCGUCCACAUCGUUCUGUUAAACGACCACCUCCUGGUCGCAGCCAAGAAGCGGAAGCGGGUCGAUCAGAGCCAUCCCAACCAUCGUGGCCCCGUCCCGACCAAGCUCGUUGCAGAGGAAUGUUGGCCCUUGCAAGACAUCGACAUGAUUGAUCUUGCCACCAAUUUGGGCACAGGCGCUGCGAGGGAAGAGGCGCUCGAUCGUGGCAUUGGGAACGCGAUCAGCAUCCGGGUCGGCUCGAAGCCAUUCACCUACCGCCAGGACAAGCGCGACACCUCCACCAAGAAUGAGCUCCUUGCAACGUUCCGCAAGACAGUCGAGGAUCUGCGGCGAACCCUGCGCUCCGAAACCGAGGCAGCCAGCAAACCCCUUGAGGCAUACGGAUACCUGACGGGACGACAUCUGUCCAAUUCGCACAAGUCGGAAUCGUUCGACUUCGGAGACACUCCGCGAGACAAGUCCGAACUUCGGAUUGAUGUUGAUGGAAAGCAGCAGAACCUCCGCUGGGUGGAAGGCCAGGUGGAUGAAUUGGACAUCGACAUUGCUCUCCAGCGGUUCGAGGCUGCCGUAUCUAGCAUUGAACGACUGCGCAAACUAGCCAAGGGACUCAAGGGAAAUGCGAUUGCUCAAGAUGUGAUUAAUGUCAAGGUGGAUGAACGAGCCACGCGGCUAGCCGGCAUGCUCUCUCGCGCCUUGGUGGACACCCAGUCCUUCCCUACUGCCACCAAAACGAAUGUUGGCUGGCUGAGCCGCCUGGGAUUCGAAGAUCAGGCACGGGAAACGUACUUGAAGGCACGAACCGAUGUCAUUGCCAAGCGCAUCCGGGCAUGCGUAUUCGAGGGCGAUCUUCCUCUCUACAUCUUCCAAAUCUCCUAUGUUUACUUUUCAUUGAUCAAAAACACGAUCAGUAUUUACCAGCAGUGCUUCCCAGGUGUGAUGAGCAGUUCCUGUAUCCGCUGGGCUAAGCACCACUUGGAUGGAUUCAAUGGUCUGCUCAGUCGCCAGUUGAGCAGCGUUCAGCGCGGCACUUCCGUCUGGCAGAAAUGCCUUGACAUUGUCCAUGAGCAUGCCGCUUUGCUGAUAGAAGUGGGUGUCGACUUUACCGACCUGGUGGCACGAGGCUUGGAGGAUGGCGAAGAUGGAUCGCGGGUCGUCCAGCCCGAUAAAAUGACAGCCACGCCCAGCGCGCCGGCCAUGAUUUGA
Messenger RNA from Penicillium argentinense, 2055 nucleotides. Its product is annotated as exocyst subunit EXO84. Gene Ontology annotation, cellular component: exocyst. Bases 1 to 2055 code for a protein of 684 amino acids. The record is from RefSeq and is a predicted model, not a curated record. Lineage: Eukaryota; Fungi; Ascomycota; Eurotiomycetes; Eurotiales; Aspergillaceae. Gene Ontology annotation, biological process: Golgi to plasma membrane transport; intracellular protein localization; exocytosis. The transcript is spliced from 3 exons.